AUGUCGGCUUCGCACGGACAGAAGGUUACCACCGACCCCGCGUCUAAGAUCCCCGUCCACGAGGGUGUCGGCACCGUCACAUCAGACUCUCUAGCAGGCGAGUCUCUGAAGGGCGACGGUUCAUUCGGCGAGGGCAACCCCAAGGCCGCAGCAAGCAAGCAGCCAUCAGCAUCAACCACCACAAACACCCACGACACAUCAAACGCCACCAAGCUAGACGCCGCCGUCAAUGCCGAGGCACGCGACGCGCAACAAGGAUGGAACGAGGAGAAGAUCAUGAACUCAGGCAAAGGUCUGGGUAAGGAGGCCGGUGUUGGUCCUACAUACGCAGUUGCUGGUGGAGGUGCUUCAUCAGGAGGCGCUGCCAGCGCUGGCACAGCACCUACAGGUGUUGCUGCUGGAAAGAACAUUGACCCCAGUGUUCUCCAGCCCAAGGGUGCCAACUUGAAAGAAGACCCCAACAUGAGCGGUAACACCAAGUUUGGCGAGAUCGGUACAAAGGAUGACCCUUCUAGGCAAGCGGAGCUUAAGUUGGCGAAGGCGGCUGCGGCGAGUGCUGCGGUGGAGAACAGGGACCUGGCUCAAGGCGGCGACUCCAAGUUCAGCAACUUGGGUGAUACCAACGCCUAG
Alternaria incomplexa is the source of this 630-nucleotide messenger RNA. RefSeq lists its product as uncharacterized. NCBI's taxonomy places the organism in Eukaryota, Fungi, Ascomycota, Dothideomycetes, Pleosporales, Pleosporaceae. Bases 1 to 630 code for a protein of 209 amino acids. The record is from RefSeq and is a predicted model, not a curated record. The transcript is spliced from 2 exons.